AUGGCGACCACGCAGACUUUAACUGAAGCCCCGUUUGAGUCCAUAUCUCUUGAAGAUAGAAACAGAAAUCAUCAUGCUACAGAGCGACAAGAGAAUGGAGGAAGACGCGUUUUUGAAGCGGAUCCCGCUUUCACAAUAACUCUAGCUACGAGGCGAAUGAUCAUUACUUUGUUGGUGUGCGCCAAUACUAUUCAGUUCGUCUCCAAUGCAGUAACUAUCGCCGGCGGUCUUGCGCUGAGCAAAGACCUCGGGCGCGAAUCCGGUCCCGGGAAAGCUAACUGGAUGGUGGCAUCCUACCCACUCACACAAGGCGCCUUCGUCCUAGUGACAGGUCGCCUUGGCGCCAUCUAUGGCCAUAAGCAACUAAGCCUUCUCGGAUGCGCCAUCUUUACUCUAUUCUCAUUUGUCAACGCCUUUACCAAGACAUACGAUUCCUUCAUUGCCAUGCGCGCUCUCACAGGCGUAGGUGGUGGUAUUUUUAUGCCUAACGCCGUGUCUAUAAUCACCACCAUGGUCCCGCCUGGUCAAUCGCGGAAUGUCGUCUUGGGAUUUUUUGCAGCGUCGCCUCCUUUGGGUGGCAUGGUUGGCGCACUGAUGACUGGUGUUUUCAUGGACCAGGUGAAUUGGAUGUGGCUUUUCAUCCUGAUUGCGGGUGUCUCCGCCUUGAUCCUAGUUUGGCUGACUUUGCUCAUGCCCAAGGAGACCCCAGUCGACAAGGGAGGGCAUGUUGAUGUUCCUGGAAUUUUCCUGGGGCUGGGAAGUCUUUUACUCUUUAAUGUAGUAUGCAACCAAGCACCUUCGGCGGGAUGGAAUACUCCCUACGAAAUCGCUCUGAUUAUUCUUUCUGUGCUCCUUUUUACCACAUUCCUUUUCUGGGAGAAACGUUAUGCCAAAGAUCCCAUCAUGCCGCUUUGCAUCUUUCAGGCUCCGACAUUUCUCGCUUUGAUCUUUGUCGUUUUGCUGAGCUACAUGGCGUUUGGAAUCGGAAUUUGGUAUUCUGUGGCUUGGCAACAACUUCUGCGCGGAGUGUCUUUGACCCAAACAGGCCUACACUUCAUUCCCUUCGGGCUCAGCUCUAUCCUUGCCGUGUUCGUUGCGGCAUGGCUCAUCCCGCGUGUGGCAGCGCAAUGGAUCAUGGCCAUUGGUACAUUCUGGGCACAGCUAUUCCCCGCCAUGGUUCUGUAUGGCUUCUGUCCAGAUCUUGUCUACGUUGCCGCACAGGUAAUUGCUAGCAACAGUGUCAAUCGGCGCCAACAGGGCAUAGCCAGUAGUCUUAUAGGAACACUCAAUCUCUACGGCAACAGUCUAGGUCAAGGAUUCGCGGGAACAAUUGAGACAGAGGUCGGAACAAACAACGGCAAUGAUGCCAAAGGAUAUAGGGCAGCUCUGUAUUUUGCGGCCGGCUUAGCGUUACUGGGACUUGCUCUCGACAUUGUGUUUGUCAGGCUGCCCAAGGACCAACGUGAGGGUUGGGAUGAUCCGUCUGAAGGAGAUGAACAGGGGGCUGAUGGCAUGACUACAGCCAUUGAGGUCGAACGCUCUGUAUAG
Messenger RNA from Fusarium graminearum PH-1, 1548 nucleotides. RefSeq lists its product as uncharacterized. The record is from RefSeq and is a predicted model, not a curated record. The coding region runs from base 1 to 1548 and encodes 515 amino acids. NCBI's taxonomy places the organism in Eukaryota, Fungi, Ascomycota, Sordariomycetes, Hypocreales, Nectriaceae. Gene Ontology annotation, cellular component: membrane. Gene Ontology annotation, molecular function: transmembrane transporter activity. The transcript has 5 exons. Gene Ontology annotation, biological process: transmembrane transport.